UGUAUCCUCUGGGAGAGCCCUGCAAAGGUGGGGAGAGUUCAGACUGACGAGCGUUUAUUAGGCACCUUCUGGGUGCCAGAGGCCGCGGCAGGUGCUGAAGGUCCAAAGACAGAAAAAAAAAACAAUCUGCCCAGGAGGAGGAAACGGCAACCGUAGGCUGGAACGGAAGGAGGAAGACAGUGAAACGAACUGUCAGUUUCAAGAGGAAGUCCCGGGGGGUGGGAGGGGGAGGGGCGCAGGCUCCCAGCCUGCCUCCCUCUCAGAUCUAGAGUCCCUGGGAGGGCGGGGUGAGCCAGCUCGACUCGGAACAGCCUCCGAGGCGGUCCUGGGUCAGCUGAUCCGCUGGGAGGCUAGUCUUGGGCUCCGCUACAUCACGUGAAGCGCUCCAGCAUCAGCUGACCCAGUUCCUCUAGGAAGAGAGGAGGAGAAGGAGGCGGCGGCUGAGCUGGGGGUAUCGUUGGGUCAGCAGGCCAGCGCCCGGCGCGCAACAUGAGGUUCCGGUUCUGUGGAGACCUGGACUGCCCAGAUUGGGUCCUAGCAGAGAUCAGCACGUUGGCCAAGAUUUCUUCCGUCAAGCUGAAGCUGAUCUGCAGCCAGGUUCUGAAGGACCUGCUGGGGCAGGGGAUUGACUUUGAGAAAAUCCUGAAACUUACAGCCGAUGCCAAGUUUGAGUCGGGUGAUGUCAAGGCCACCGUCGCGGUGCUCAGUUUUAUCAUCUCCAGUGCAGCCAAACACAGCGUGGACAGCGAGUCCCUCUCCAGUGAGCUGCAGCAGCUGGGGCUCCCCAAAGAACACGCCUCGGGACUGUGCCGUUCCUAUGAGGAGAAGCAGGGCCCUCUGCAGGAGAGCCUGAGGGGCAGCAGCCUGAGGCUGAGCAGACUAGAGAGUGUUGGCUGGCGUGUGGACUACACGGUGACCUCCAGCCAGCUCUGCCACGUUCAUGAGCCGGAGGUGCACCUGAGGCUGGAUGUUCGGCAGGAGCCAGAUGGUCCAGCAGAGCCUGUCGCCAUGACGCUGUCCAUGAAGAAGUUCCAAGUUCUGUUGUCAGAACUCAAACAAGCACAAGCCUUGAUGGGUUCCCUUGGCUGAGAGCUGACCGACAUCAAGAAAAGAAAGCCAAGGAAUGAGGCUGGCUCAGCUCAGACCUACGUGAUCCCCAAACCUCGCUGGCCAGACUCUCUUCAUAUUUGGGCUGAUGCACCUUCCCUCUGUCUACAGCACCCAUUUGACCUCUCUUCCAGGCCUGGAUAUGUUUGGCUCCCAUCUUUCAGAGCUGCUUAGCCCCAAGGAGCUCAGCAAAAGGACCUGGUUGGAUUGAGGAUUCCUUAAGGUGCCUUCCUGUCAUCUACCCUCACCAGCAGCUUGCCCUAGUUUUGUACCCUUUUGUUUUGUUUUGUGUUUUUAAAUAUAAACUCAUCUGUAAAAUUUUAUUUUUCCUAAUUUUGUACCUUUUUGCUGGAGGUUAGAAGGAAUAAAUAUUGUCAUUGAGGUUG
Messenger RNA from Monodelphis domestica (gray short-tailed opossum), 1493 nucleotides. It is a transcript of the gene COMMD4, whose product is annotated as COMM domain containing 4. Lineage: Eukaryota; Metazoa; Chordata; Mammalia; Didelphimorphia; Didelphidae. The record is from RefSeq and is a predicted model, not a curated record.